AUGGCUACUCUACGCUGCACAGCAAUUCAAUGGGUGAACCAAGGCGAAAUGGGUGACUAUGUAACCGAAUAUGGCGCCUUCUAUCACCAGGUGACCGUCAGUGGCUUGUCCAGUUUCCAUUUCAGGGUCUGCUUCUACAACACUACCCCAAAUGCACAUGUCUUCGCCAUCCGCAUGGGGACCCCACGGGGCGAAGCCAUCAUGCGCUGGGUCUGGGAUGCUAACCGUAACGAUCCUGUCCGUGAAAAUGCCACUCUCACCUUCGGCCGCAAUGGCAAUCUCAUCCUUGCUGAUGCAGAUGGCCGUGUCGUCUGGCAAACCAAUACAGCUAACAAAGCCGUCACUGGCAUUAAGCUCCUCUCCACUGGGAAUCUAGUCCUUCAUGACAAGAACGGUAGGUUCUUGUGGCAAAGUUUCAGCCAUCCUACUGACACCCUCCUUGGGGGCCAGUCAGUUCGAUUGGACGUUACCAAGAAGCUCAUCAGCCGCACAUCCGCUGAGGACGGAUCGGAUGGUCUGUAUAGCUUGGAGAUAGCUCGUAAUGGGUUCGUCAUGUACAUGGAUCACUCCGGUACGGCUCUUCAGUAUGGAGGUUGGGGAAGAGAUAAUCAGAUUGAAGCAGUCACCUUCGUAAGCGAAAAGCAUCACAUAGAUGAGGCAUUCUACCUAACGUUGAAUUUUGUAGUUAAUGGGAGUGCCUCAGGUGGAUUCGAUUUGGUUAGGCUGAAUUACAAUAACACGUAUUCAUUCCUACGGUUGGGAUCGGAUGGGAAUCUGAAGACAUUCACCUACUAUGAGAAGGUUGUGGAAGGUGCAUGGAUGCCAACGUUUUCAUACUUCAGUGGCACUUUUGUGAUGGAGUGUAGAUUGCCGAUGAAGUGUGGUUCGCUUGGGUUGUGCCAAGAGGGGAUGUGUGUUGCGUGCCCUCAGCGCCAAGGAAUGUUAGGGUGGAGCGAGAUGUGCGCACCUCCUAAGCUCCCAUCGUCGUCUUGCAAGGCUAGUGCAAGCGUCGAUUACUAUAAGAUCGAUGGUGUAGAACACUUCUUGAGUAGGAAUGUGGAGGGAGUGGGGCCCAUGAAGGUGGAAGAGUGCAGGGAGAAGUGCAGCAAGGAUUGCAAGUGUGUAGGGUUCUUCUAUUGGAGGGAGUCUUCCAAGUGCUGGGUUGUUCCUUUCCUUCGUACGAUCAGGAAAGUGGAAGAGUCAUCCCACACUGCAUAUAUCAAGUUCUCUAAGCAGGAGUUUCAUCUUCCCACCUUGUUCUCUAUUGUAUCUUUCCACCGUUGA
Magnolia sinica is the source of this 1284-nucleotide messenger RNA. RefSeq names its product EP1-like glycoprotein 2. Bases 1 to 1284 code for a protein of 427 amino acids. The transcript is spliced from 2 exons. Lineage: Eukaryota; Viridiplantae; Streptophyta; Magnoliopsida; Magnoliales; Magnoliaceae. The record is from RefSeq and is a predicted model, not a curated record.